CUGAUGUCAUGGUAGUAAAACUUGAGACCGAGGAUGUGGAGGAAUUUGAUCCAUCACCCGCCAUUGACCUGUGGGCGAGUUCAUCUACCAGGCCAAGAAGGCCUACAUUUACCAGACGAAAGGGCAUAAAAUUAGCACAGGCAGAAGGGGGAGACAAGCCAGUAGGUGUUGAAAUUAUUGAUGAGGUUGAGGAAGAAGAGGAGGAGGAAGAAAAGGAGGUGGGGGAAAAAGAGGCGAAACAGACAGAGGGAGAAGACAAGCAGGAAGUGGGAGUUGAUCUAGAUGCAGCUAGACCAUCAGGCACCCCUAUGGCUGAAGAUUCUGACAACGAUUCAGCAUACGACUCUGAUGAGGACUUUGAAAUGAAUGAAAAGAACAUUUUGAGAUUUGCUUGUGGCAAUACUUUGUCAAACUGUAAUACUGAAUAAAAUAGAAUAAUUUCCAAGUCUUUUUUCAAUUACUAUUUUUAAUUUUGUGUAAGAUUAAAAUUUAUCACAAUUUAUGGUAGGGCUACAGAACUUUAGCUUGGGCUAUGAAUCAUUGAAAGUCUGUAGCCCCAUUGGCUAUCAUUGUCAAAAUGUUAAUUUCGCACACUGUUGAUAUAUUAUUAGUAAUGUAUUAGCAGGACAUGAAUAACUAAAGAAUUAAGAUUUGUUAAAUGUAUUGUUAUUAACCUUUGAAUUUUAUGUUAAAAAGUUAUUUAAAGUAGCAACUUCGGAGUGAUCAUUUUUUUCCUGUAUUAUUUUCCUCUUCAUAUGAUGAACUGUUUCCUGUUCAAGUAGGGGUAGUUCUAUGUACAGAAUGAGUGAGAAAGAAUUACUGUAAGGUUUUGUUAAAUGAAAUAAAGCAUGUUUUUAACAAUUAUUGAAAGAGAUAAUCAACUAUUGGAGUAAAUAUAAGUAAUGAAUUGCAUGAUAGAUGUCAGUAUUAGAGAUCAUAAAGAGUAGUCCUUCGGUAUCCACACACUGUAACCAGCCCAACUGCAUGCAUACCCCAUUAAUGACAUCAUUCACGCAAUAUAUUCCAUAACUUAAGGUAUAAACCCAAAAGAUAUAUUAAUAUUAUACAUGUAUGUCACAUUGGGAUAACUUCAAAUAUUUACAAAUAUGUUUUUGAAAUAAGAAUCACAUGAAAUCACUAUUUUU
This is a messenger RNA of Mya arenaria, 1145 nucleotides long. Its product is annotated as VID27-like protein. The transcript has 2 exons. The record is from RefSeq and is a predicted model, not a curated record. The coding region runs from base 9 to 428 and encodes 139 amino acids. NCBI's taxonomy places the organism in Eukaryota, Metazoa, Mollusca, Bivalvia, Myida, Myidae.